CACCCCUCCCCGCCGUCCAUUCAGACCAGCACCGCCGAGCAGCGGGACACGUACGAAGCGCCCGUAGCGCACGGUCCCAGAAAGCUCCGUUAAACCGAGGUGUUCGGGAGACGGAGGAGCCGAGCGACGACCCCCCUCCCCCCCUCCCUGGAAGGCGGCAGGACGACUAAAUUAUACAAGACAAACAAAAAGCAGUCAAAGAGAGGAGUAAAAAGCUGAUGUUCUCCUGGCCCAGGACGUGACGGCGGAUCCGCAGCCAUGAGUCUGCGCUGCAGAGUGAACUUCAACACGAUGAUUUUCCUGGUGGUCCUGCAGGGAGUAGCAGUGGUGAUGUUCUGCAACUGGUACAUUCAGAUAAGCCCCUGUGACUCCGCUCCCCCCAAAGGCAAGGUUCACGUGUUGCUGCUGUCGUCGUGGCGGUCGGGCUCCUCCUUCCUGGGUCAGGUCUUCAGUCAGCACCCGUCUGUUUUCUACCUCAUGGAGCCCGCCUGGCACGUGUGGACCAAGGUGCAGAAACCCGGGGCGCGAGUCCUCCGGAUGGCCGUGCGGGAUCUGAUGCGGAGCGUGUACCAGUGCGACUUCUCGGUGAUGGACGCCUACAUGCCCGAGAACUACAACGUUUCCAACCUGUUCAUGUGGUACCAGAGUCGGGCGCUGUGCUCGCCUCCAGCCUGCUCGGUCACACCGCGCAGCCAGAUGAGCAACGAGACCCAGUGCCAGAAGAAAUGUGACGCUCAAGGUUUGGAGAAGGUGGAGGAGGCCUGUCACGCUUACAGCCACGUGGUUCUAAAAGAAACCCGCUUUUUUGAGCUGGAAUCCCUUUAUCCGCUUCUGCAAGACCCCAGCCUGGACCUGCGCAUCGUUCACCUUGUUCGAGACCCGCGGGCCGUGAUGCGGUCCAGAGAGGAAUCGGCCAAAGCCUUUGACCGGGACAACGCCGUCGUCCUGGAGCAGAGGAACGUGCCCGCAGGCAACGUGCAGUACGAGGUCAUGCAGGAGAUCUGCAGGAGCCACGUGCGGAUCAACGAGAGAGCGAUACUGAAGCCUCCUCCGUUCCUGAGAGGUCGCUACAAAAUGAUCCGCUAUGAAGACGUGGCGCGCAACCCGCUGAAGGAGAUCGGUGACAUCUAUGACUUUGUGGGUUUAGAGAUGACCAGUGAGAUGGAGGAAUGGAUCUACAGGGUGACCCACGGACAGGGCAAAGGCAGCAGGAAGGAGGCUUUUCAGAUCACCUCUAGGAACGCCGCCAAAGUCUCGCAGGCGUGGCGCACCAUGCUGCCCUACAACAAGGUCAAACGCGUUCAGGACGUUUGCAAAGGGGCCAUGUCGCUGCUCGGCUACAGGACGGUGGACAGCGAUAAGGAGCAGAAGAGGCUCGAUAUCGAUCUGCUCGUUCCACGAGUGCCGUAUGAGUUCAGCUGGGUUCCAGCUAAAACUCAGCCAGAUGUGCGCAGUUAGGACAUCUUCACGGAUCCGCCUCCCGUUUCAGCUCCUCUCACAGGCCGCAAGCUCGGACGGUCCGUCGCAGGCGGCCCGCAAACAUGGCGGCCCUGAUAUUAACGCACGGCUUUCUGGGACGCACACGCCUCACGCUGUGCGUUUUCAAAAUCUGAGGAGAAGUAUAAGCUAUUGUGAAUGCCGGUGUAGUUUGUCAGUGGAGGAAAAGGCUCGGCAGCAGAUCUGGUUGAAUUUACAGACAUAUAGCCUAGUUCUUGAAAGCCUCUCUAAACAAAUGAUUAGAUUUGUCCCAACUGGAGCCAGGGAAAGUUCAAACACGUUUAUCUCUGUGACUUUUUAAUUACUUUUUAAAACCAGUGAAGUUUCUGCUAAGCAGCAUGAUCAUACUGAGAGAACACGUUUGUCUGAUGGAUCUACAGAGCCUUAUGAAUAUAAACAUAACCCGUCAAGUUUUUUUUUUUAAUAUAUAUAUUUUGUCCCUUAACAACAAACUUUUACCAAUUUUAUCGGGAUUCUUUGUGAUGCAACAACACAAAGUACUGCUGAGUUAAGUGGAAGGAAAAUUAUGCAAGAUUUUCUACAUUUUCUGCAAAGAAAAAUCUUUGAACUGUGACUAGCAAAUGUAUCCGGGUCUCAAAUGUCAUGCUCUGUUGCCAUAGCUUCUGAUUGUCAAUUGUUUUGAUCUAAAAACAUUCCCCCAUAGCUCUGGCUGCCUGUUUAAGGGUCGUUGUCCUGUUUGAAGGUAAAGGCUUUUCCAGCAGGUUUUCUCCCGGUUUACCCGUAUUUAGCUCCAUCCAUCCUCCUGUAGAAAAAGAUACUCACUGCCACCACGUUUCACAGUGAUGAAUGUAGGUUUAGCUGUGUUACUUUUCUAAACAGACACUGUUUUGCAUGUAGAGCAAGACCAGAGCACCUUUUUUCUUCACAUUUGCUGUGUCAACCACAUUUUAUACUCUCUUCUAGAGAAGCCAGACUUCAGUUUAGGUGGACGGCUACAUCUAGGCAAGUUUGUAGUUGUGCCAAACUCUUUUUAGUUCUUAAUAAGAUAUUCAAAGCUUGAGAUGUUGUUUUAUAACCUAACUUUGCUUUAACGUCCCCACAACCUUCUUCCAGACCUGUCUGCUGUGUUCUGUGGUCUUCAUGAUGAUGUUUGCUCGCUUUUAUUCCCGUACAAACCCCCAAGGCCUUCGUAAGAGCAGCUUGGUUUAUACAGAGCUUUAAUGGGUAGGUGAUUUCUGAGGUUAGUUGGUUGCACAGGGGUUUUUCUUUCUUGUAAUAUUAGAGUUGAAUGAGGCCUGAUUACAAAUGCAAGUCAGAAAAACUGUGAAAGCUAUGCAACAAUUCCCUUCCCUUUCACAAUUAUUUGCUGCUUUGUGUUGUUUCUACUGGGAGAAAAGAAAUGUGGUUGUAUCGAGACGUAAUGUUGAAAAGUUAUGCCCUCCAUACACACUGUUUUAGUAAAUGUUGGGUUUGUUUAUCUUAAAGAGAUUUCAAUGUUUUAUUGUUAUUGGGCCCAGUCAUUCUUGAAGUCUCCGCUGCCGAGAUGGAGAAGCUAAUCGA
Messenger RNA from Fundulus heteroclitus (mummichog), 3018 nucleotides. It is a transcript of the gene chst6, whose product is annotated as carbohydrate sulfotransferase 6. The coding region runs from base 259 to 1458 and encodes 399 amino acids. The transcript has 2 exons. The record is from RefSeq and is a predicted model, not a curated record. NCBI's taxonomy places the organism in Eukaryota, Metazoa, Chordata, Actinopteri, Cyprinodontiformes, Fundulidae. Gene Ontology annotation, cellular component: Golgi membrane. Gene Ontology annotation, molecular function: N-acetylglucosamine 6-O-sulfotransferase activity. Gene Ontology annotation, biological process: carbohydrate metabolic process; N-acetylglucosamine metabolic process; sulfur compound metabolic process.